AACGACGAAAAAACGUACUUUUUUGUCGGGAAUAGUAGGCAACGUUCGUUGAUGUGCUGGUGCGUUUUUCGGGUGGAGGAGAGGAAAGGAAUGGCGGAAGGGCGAAGGGCGAUGAGGGUGCUGACACUGGAAGUGCUGGUGGGGGAAGACUGGAUCUCUUCCAUCACUGCCCCUACCCCAUCUUUUCCCCUCCACUUUGCCUAUUAUAACAGUGGUACGGUAGUGCUUAUGCUGGUGCCUUCCGGUACUCGAUCUUUGUGAGGCCUUUCGCAUAAGCCUUUGCCGCGCAUUUCUGCCCGCCAGUGGCAUUGAGCUCGUGCCUUUGCACUCUUGAAACAAAAAGCUUGUGCGUAGGAGAGCAGGGAGACUCCCCCAUCAUCACCAUCAUAUAACCCCUCCUACCCUUUCCAUCCAUCUAAGGUAGCAUUCUCCACGGUACACUUCACCUCUCAUACUCUUUCAAACCCUUUUGUUUCAUUCCGAGGCCCACAAUCAACCUUUCCUUCAUCCUCGUUACGUCAAAGGUUCUCACAUAUCACGAUAUCAAAAUGUCACGAACAAUACUGCCCCCGACUCCCCAGCCGUCCACCGAUAUAACUGCAAAAUCUGCCCCGCCGCUCUCUGGGCUUGAGCUGUCCUUUUCGUUGCCUCCGCCUGCUCUAGAUGCCAUAGUUCCCUCCGAUCUAAAGGCGGUUUCAACUUGCUAUUUUGAUUCGUCCGCCUCGACAUCCUCAUCGUCAUCUUCGUCCUCGAAUAGUUAUCAGCCAUUAUCGCCAACGUCACCCGGAAUCGCAGAGAGAGACAAUACCCCUGCUGAUGCUCCAAAGAAACGCCGCCGUUCCUCGACCCUUGGGAAGCCGGAACCACAACCACCAGCGCAGAAGCGGAGGGCUAAGGAAAUUGCUCUGCCCCCGCCUCCAUCGAGGCCCCGGAAAAUUAUCCAGAUGCGGCCGCGACAGUCCUCCUCAUCUAGUGCAAGCAGCGCCGAUGGCCCAGGCCAGUCCACUCCCCCGGAGCCGAAAAAGCCAAGGAAGGCGGCAGCAAAGGCAGAUAAGCCAGGGGAUGACGAGAAGCCGACCACGGCUGUCGGAAGGAAAAUUGCGAGAAAGACGGCACACAGCUUGAUUGAACGGAGAAGGAGGUUUAAGAUGAACGAGGAGUUUGGAGUGUUAAAGGGGAUGAUACCCGCAUGCAAGGGUGUGGAAAUGCAUAAACUCGCAAUUCUUCAGGUAAUCUUCUCCAAAGUUCUUGCUGCGAAUGCGAAAUGUGGCAAAAGGCUCACUAUAUUCCUAGGCGAGUAUUGAAUAUUUGAGAUAUCUCGAAAGAUGUGUUGAGGAUCUCAGGGCAUCCAAUGCUGCCUCGUCCAAUUUCGACGAGGCACAUGCUCUGAUGCUCCCCCCUCCGCCACGAAAUCGUGAAGAGCGAGAUUCCGAGGAGGACUCCGAGGAGGGAGAAGAAGUUGAAGAAGAGGAGAAGCAAGCUGAAAAAGUCGAGUCAAUUGCUCCCUCCAGCCUCACGCCUUCCAUGCUCGUCUCUCCCUGCCUUUACCCCCCCCGCGGACCUGCCCCAAGCCAGGUCUCCCAAUCCCCGGUGGUGUAUCCGCAGGGCCACCAGCAUGAUCCGGUAGACACCGAAGCGACACACGCACUCUUGCUGCUGGCUGAUAGAAGGAUGGGCGGUAACGACGAGCCCAGAGACAGCCCUUGCAGCGCCGGUAGCAGCAGUAGUAGAGGAAUGAGCGUUAAAGACCUGUUGAGUUCUUAAACCUGGAGAAGACGGGGAAAUGGCCAGAGUUUUCUGCUCUGCUCUGCUACUGUGCUCUGUUUUGCUUUUCUUUGUUUUUCUUUUUUUCUUUCUUAAUUCUAUAUAAGGUUUGCUGUAUCGUUCGGGUUUACUCUUCUCAUUGCGUGGUAAUAUGAAGUUCCGGUUAUCUUCUUGUUGUUGUCUUUCUUUCUUCUUUCAAAAUCAGUAAUAGGGACAUUUACAAGUAGGUCGGCUGUCAGCUCCUGUGGUCGGGCGGGGGCUGGUCCCUGGCCCAUCAGUCUGGUGCAUGCUCGCAUGCCAUUCGACCUACAGGAAUUUAGAUAUAGACACAGCUCCCGUUAUAGAAGCGUUAUGGUAUCGCAAUUGUGAUCCGGGAGCCUUCCCGAAGCUAGCUUGUGGAGAGGC
Molecule: messenger RNA, 2169 nt
Organism: Tuber aestivum (summer truffle)
Lineage: Eukaryota; Fungi; Ascomycota; Pezizomycetes; Pezizales; Tuberaceae
Source: the annotation of a GenBank genome assembly